GAGAAGUUGGAGUAAUUUUGUCCUCAACUUUUCCACUCAAGUUUACUUUCUCAGGACUUGCCAGACGCUUAUGGGAAACUCGGAGCCGCAACCAUGAAGCUGUGUGGGACUUUUUUAGAAAAUGAGUACCGGGGGAAACUCCUGAACCAGCGCUGGACGCGAGGAGACAAGAUCAGCCGCUGCCGGCCCUCUCUCAGACUGCAGAGCCGACCAAUCAAAAUGAGUUUGGAUACUGACGACAAGCGCACUCGCACACGGUCCAAAGCAGGAAGAGUUCCCUCUGAGAUUGUUGGACAGGAGCUGAGCUGCCCCACUCCAGGAUGCAAUGGCUCAGGCCAUAUCAGUGGCAAAUAUGCCCGACACAGAAGUGCUUUGAGCUGCCCGUUGGCCAGAAAAAGGCGCCUACAGGAAGCAGAGUCAGAGCAACCCGCCUCCAAGAGGAAGUCCCACCCGCUGAAGCUGGCAAUGGACGAAGGCUUCAAUGCAGAGAGUGAGGGGAGCGGAGAAGAGACGGAGUUGAGGGAGGAAGAGGAGGAGGAUGAAGAACAGGCAGCGCAGGCUGGUGAUCAAGAGCGUGAGGAAGAGGAGCAAGAAGAAGAGGAGCAAGCGAAACACAACACAGAGAGCAUUAAUACAGAAGAAGAGGGUGGUGAUGAAGAGGAGUGUAUCAUCAUUGAGGCAUCCAGCACACACAAGCCCACGCUCUCAUCCUCUGAGGAUCUCUCCAACUAUCAGCACAUAGUGGCCAACUCAAUGACCCACCUCAACAACAACAACAAUGGUUCCGUAUCGCCGCAACAACAACACCCCGUCACAGUGGAAACACAGGAUAAAAGCCCUUUUAGGGAACCAGAGGAAGAAGAGAACGAAGAAUAUGAAACAGAGGAAACAAGGAACGAAGUAGGAGUUCUGGUGACUAGGGAGAAUGGGGUGAUGGGAAAUACAGGUGAGAUGGAAGAUAAGGAAGACGACAUGCGCACUGACACCCAGAAAGAGUCAGACCACCAGUAUUUUACUGAGGAGAUGCAAACACAAAAGGAUGAAGAAGAAGAUGAUGAUGAGGAUGAUGAUGAGGGGCUGAGGUCUGAGAUGCAAAAAGGAGAGGCAUACAUGGAGGAGUACGAUGAUGUUAGGUCUGAAGAGGAAGGGGAGAGAGAAGCCCCUUCGGUUAUCACUGCCACUCAGGGAUCCCACGUAAGGGAAGACUAUGUUUCCCACAAACUCACUUUGCCAGAAAGUUACAGCUCCAGUAAGGCCGCCACAUCAUCUCCUGUGGUUAUCGAAGUGCAGUCUGAGGAGUCGGAGAGGGAUGCCGACGUGGACGGGAAUGAUGAUGAUGAAGAUGGGGACGACGACAGCUUGUCUCAACGCUCAACGGUGGCGGACGAGUCCGAGAUGUUCGACAUAAUGCGGGGGAACCUGGGGUUGCUGGAGCAGGCCAUUGCUUUGAAAGCCCAACAGGUCAAAGCUCAUCGGGAGCUCAGCCGCAUUCCCGAACACCACCGUUUUUUUCCUCUCGACGACCGGACCGGCAAACACAUGGAACAUAUCCGCAAGAGCUGCUUUGGAAAAGAGAGUUCUAGAUCAGAGAAGCGAGAGAUCAAAUGCCCAACCCCCGGGUGCGAUGGAACGGGUCACGUGACCGGACUCUAUCCCCACCACCGCAGUCUGUCAGGCUGCCCACACAAAGAUCGGAUCCCUCCAGAGAUUUUGGCCAUGCAUGAGAAUGUCUUAAAGUGCCCAACACCGGGAUGCACUGGUCAGGGUCAUGUCAACAGCAACCGCAACACACACCGCAGUUUGUCUGGAUGUCCCAUCGCCGCUGCCGAAAAGCUCACAAAGGGUCAUGACAAGCAACACCUGCCCCAGCCCAUGGGCGAGCACAUCAAGGGCAGCCCAAACUCUGACCGUGUACUCAGGCCCAUGUGUUUUGUGAAGCAGUUGGAGAUUCCUCCGCACGGCAGCUACAGGCCCAGCCUCGUCCCCGCCACACCACGCGCUAAUCUGGCCAAGGAACUGGAGAAGUACUCCAAGGUGUCCUUCGAUUAUGCAAGCUUCGACGUGCAGGUGUUUGGCAAGCGCAUGCUCGCCCCAAAGAUGCACACCAGCGAAACUUCACCCAAAGCCUUCAAAUCCAAACCUCCAUUCCCCAGGGCCUCCCCCCCAAGUCCCAGCUUGCACGUAGGUUAUGGAAAAAGCACCUCCAGUGGCUAUGAUUAUUCCCAUGAUGCCGAAGCUGCCCACAUGGCUGCCACUGCGAUCCUCAACCUGUCCACACGCUGCUGGGAGAGACCAGAGAACCUCAGCAUCAGACACCCAGAUAAGAGUAUGGAAAUUGAGGUGGAUGAGAACGGCACCUUGGACUUAAGCAUGAAGAAGCCCAUAAAGAGAGAAUUGGGCAUGCCUUGCACCAGCCCUGAAGUGCGUUCCCCUGAUCUGUCUUCAUCAUCUUCAUCAUCAUCCACAUCUCUUCACCAUGGCAACAGCAGCAUCUCGCCCCACUCUUUACACACCUACAAACAAGAGGAGUGGGAGGGGCCUCUGGACUACACCAAACCCAAUCGGCAGAGAGAGGAGGACCUAGAAGAGAUGGACCACAGCGCUCAGUCAUUUGCUUCUUCCGACCCUGAGGAUUGCGACAUGAUGCAGGACGCCCUGGAGGACAGGAAGUACCCCGGCGAGGUCACCACCCCCAGUUUCAAGGUCCGGUUCCAGCCCAAGGACACCAAGAAAGAGCUCCUGCUAUGCCCCACUCCGGGCUGUGACGGCAGCGGACACAUCACCGGAAACUAUGCAUCCCAUCGCAGCCUGUCUGGGUGUCCUCUCGCUGAUAAGAGUCUUCGGUCCCUCAUGGCAGCACACACAGCUGAACUCAAAUGUCCAACUGCGGGAUGUGAUGGUUCAGGUCACAUCACUGGCAACUACGCGUCUCACAGAAGUUUGUCUGGGUGUCCACGGGCCAAGAAAGGUGGAAUAAAAACAACUCCCAUCAAGGACGACAAGGAGGACUCCGAGCUCUUAAAAUGCCCAGUGCCAGGUUGUGACAGCCUGGGUCACAUCAGCGGGAAGUAUGCCACUCACCGCAGUGCGUAUGGAUGCCCGCUGGCGGCCAGGCGGCAGAAGGAGGGUUUGUUGAAUGGGUCUCCAUUCUCCUGGAAGGCUUUUAAGACAGAAGGCCCCACCUGUCCCACGCCGGGAUGUGACGGAUCGGGACACGCCAACGGCAGCUUCCUCACCCACCGCAGUCUCUCAGGCUGUCCCAGAGCCUCCCUCAACAAGAAGAAAGCCAAGUUCCCUGGAGAAGAGUAUCUCAGCACUAAGUUCAGAGCAAGUGACGUCUUAGACAACGAUGAAGACAUCAAGCAGCUUAAUAAAGAAAUCAAUGAGCUCAAUGAAUCCAACAAUGAGAUGGAGGCAGAUAUGGUCAACCUUCAAACACAGAUCACAUCUAUGGAGAAGAACCUGAAGAACAUCGAGCAGGAGAAUAAGGUGAUUGAAGAACAGAACGAGGCGCUGUUCAUGGAACUGUCUGGACUCAGUCAAGCUCUUAUACGCAGUCUGGCCAACAUCCGCCUGCCUCACAUGCAGGAGCCAAUCACAGAGCAGAAUUUUGAGAGCUACGUGAGCACCCUAACUGACAUGUACACCAAUAAGGACUGCUACCAGAACCCAGAGAACAAGGCCCUUCUAGAGACCAUCAACAAGGCGGUGAAAGGCAUCAAGGUCUGACUAGGCCAAAAGACAAGGAUGAGGAACAGAAGCGUGGAAGAGAAAUAGAAACGUAGAGCCAUGGAAAGAGCGUACAAAUGACACACAAAAAAAAGGGCAUUCAGGUUUUUUUGAACAACAAUCUACACCUCCAUCCCAGGGAGCAUUCUGUGAGUUCAAAAAGAGGUAUAUAAUAUAUAUUACUAUAAGGACCAAAAUCCACAAAAGCUGCUGGAUUGGAAGGCGAAGAUGGAACCAAAUUCUUUAUUUACAAAGAAAAGGAGACACAAACCUAGUUUUCUUUAGUUUUUGCUUUUACAUUCAAACGGUGAGAGGUUUUGGAAGAAGAAGAGGAGGGGAGUAGAACCUCCAGAAGAUGUGCUGCCCAGGCUUUAGGUGAAAGAGAGUCUUUUUUCCUCAUUUGUGAGGAUGCUGCUCUGCUCCUACGAAACAACAAAUGCGACACUCCAAAUACAAGUGAUCCCUACGUGAGCCCCGGCAGAACAGACAUAUGCAGUAUUUGCUCAUCUUUCCUUCUUUUCCCGAAGAAAACGAAAGUGGUUUCGGGUCAUGGGAAAUGAGAGGAUGUUGCGCUAACAUACAAAGUGAGCGAAAUGCGUGUGCAACCUUAUCAGUGCCAUGCGGUUGACUCUGUAAAUCCCACCUGUUGAAACACUACUUUCUUUAUCUCAGCAUCCAUUUUAUUGUUUAUUGGGUUGUUUUGUUUUAGAGCUACACACAGGCACAUUGGCUUGCUCUCCUUUAUUUGUAGUACUUACACUGUAGGAAUAUUUACCCAGCGUAGUCAUAUCUAUUACAUAUGAACAAUGAGUUGCACUUCAUUUCAGUCAAUUCAACAUCAGACAAGAUGUUGGAUCGUCACUGAUCUAUAAAUUAUACGAAAUUUGUCCAGACUCUACUGUAAUUUAUUUAUAUUUUGUUAUAAUUUAAUUUUAACUGUACUAUUUAUUUGAAUUCACCUAUUUAAAUAUUCACAGCCCUUCUGUUUAUAAAAGGUCAUGAAAAUGUGACAAGGAACUUGCCACAUCAAUAUUUGGGAAGAGGGAGAAGAAAACAAAAAAUGUACCACUAAUUUUUAUAACUUCGUUUCAUUUGAUGAUAGAGUUUUAUCCAUAGAGUAGAUUUUUUAAGUGCAAAUAUUUUUAACCAACGAUGUUUUGAUAAUUUUGUAUUUUCGUUUUCUCUUUCUCUCUACCUGUAUAUCUCUAUCUCUUGCUGUCUCUAUUUGCAUUUUAUUUUUUAUUUCGAAUUUCUAACACAGCUGAAGGAGAAGUAUAAUCUCUAUUUAUUAUUUAUUUAAUAUUUAUGAUGAAAUUAUGAACUGUGAUACGGUUGUAAUGUAUAUUUAUUUUGUAACGUCUUCGUGUGUUUGUGAAGUCUUAGUAGUCUUGAAGAACCUUUGGCGAUAUAAAAAUAAAGACAAAAAACAUGUUUUGGACUACAGAAUAAAACAUGAUGAUUAUCGAGGGUUUUCCUUAUACCAGCAUUACUUCCUAUAGGAAUGUAAAGAGAGAAAGAAAAGCAAUUCCAGUACUGUGGAACCUACAGCUUUGACUCUUUCCCCGUCCGUCUCAACAGGAAGGAGACGUUCUUCUGGAUCUUCUUGUGCUUGUUUUUUUAUUUUAUUUUAUUUUUUAUACCUCCUCAAGCUCUCAGUAGUGGCCAAAAACUGUUUCCCCUGAACGAUCCUAAUGAAUUGCAAAUGGAUUAUUUUUGCUUUCUUGCUAAACUUAUCUUUAUUGGACCAUGGGAAGCGGGCGGGCGGGCGUUUUUGUGGCGAGGGCACAGAAGACGAAUACCAACCAUCCUGACAGAAACUCUUGAACCACAAUGUCCUUACUCGACUAGUAUCAAACAAGCAUACACCCGUGUAGCCUUAUACUAGAUUUUUAUUUCUUCGAUGCACAAAGUGCCACUGACCUGUGCUUUCAUUACCAACUCCGCCCAUUCAGCGCCCACACUACCCUCGGGUCAUGUGACCGUGGCCUAAGUGGGGAUUGUUACAGAUGCCUUUAUUCCUUUGCCGUGAUGGCCAUACACAAUAUAUUCAUUCUGUAUUUAAAAGAAAAAAGACAAAAAAAACUAUAUAUAGUAUAUAAACAUACAUAUAUUUUUACAGUGUAAUUGUUAACUCUUUUGUUUCUCUUAUAAUAGCUAAACAGAAACAAUAUCUUUCCAAAAGCUGUGAGUACUACUAUCCAUAGAAGACUAAAUAAUAUAUAUAUAUAUAAAAAAAGACAGACCCAGUUUACUGUGGUUGCAGGAUACGAUGUGUUUUUUUUUUUUUGUAAUAUGUAAACGUACAUUUGUAAAGCGAAGAAUACGAGGAUGUCUGUAGAGUUUCCUAUUUUCUGGUCCAAACUCACUGGGCCUCUGUAUGUGUGUCAGCCGCAUUAAUGGGGCAAUGGUUAACGGAUUAGUCUUAGGCUUUUAAUCGUUUAGACGCAUUGUAGUGUGCUGAAAGUUCUCCUCGGUGGAUCUGUCUUUAGUAUUGUAUGGUGUUGUGCAGUUCUGGUGGGACACGCCACACUAGAUACGUGUGUAAAAUGCCAAUCAUCGCAAUGACAACUGUAUGACUCAUAAUAGCGAGUCGUGAAAUGAACAUUGUGCCUCUAUUCAGCUGGUCGUUUUGUUAGAUAGUACACAUGCGCUCAUGUCGUUCAUUUGCUAUUAUGGCAGCAAUAUUGUGAUGGACAGAACAUGUGUGCACUUUUCAAAAAUCUUGAAUGCCAACUAAUGACCUUUCAACUAAAAGGAUUUUCUUUGUGCGCUUGGGUGUGUUAGCGGAUUCUUUUUUUAUUUUAUAGUUUUU
Rhinichthys klamathensis goyatoka is the source of this 6541-nucleotide messenger RNA. RefSeq names its product myelin transcription factor 1b (gene myt1b). Lineage: Eukaryota; Metazoa; Chordata; Actinopteri; Cypriniformes; Leuciscidae. The record is from RefSeq and is a predicted model, not a curated record. Gene Ontology annotation, biological process: regulation of transcription by RNA polymerase II. The coding region runs from base 94 to 3729 and encodes 1211 amino acids. Gene Ontology annotation, molecular function: RNA polymerase II cis-regulatory region sequence-specific DNA binding; DNA-binding transcription factor activity, RNA polymerase II-specific; zinc ion binding. The transcript has 23 exons. Gene Ontology annotation, cellular component: nucleus.